Molecule: messenger RNA, 5211 nt
Organism: Microcebus murinus (gray mouse lemur)
Lineage: Eukaryota; Metazoa; Chordata; Mammalia; Primates; Cheirogaleidae
Source: RefSeq, a predicted model, not a curated record
AUCCCGGCUCUGCCUGGCUGGCUGGCGCUCACCCUCUGCUCUUCAUUCACUUUGGUGCACGCACGCCCAGCCAAGAAAAGCACGCGCGAGAAAUCCCCGAGGCUCGGCCAGCACCCAGGCUGCACUCUUCUGCCGCCGCCGCCGCCGUCCGAUUCUGCCGGGGGACCUGCCGGAAGACGCGGAGAGCCAAACUUUUCUUUGAGGUUUUCGAGGCGAGACCGCUCCUCGCCAGCGCAGCUGCCGCUUAACCAGUUCCAGGACGCCGGCGGGGCCGGGUUUGCGGCUCCGGAUCCCCACCCUUCUCGGCGCACCGCCUGGCACCGCAGCGCCUACGACUCCUUCGCGAUUUCCCGCGGUCGCCCGGCGUAGGCACAGAGGAGGCUGGGGAAGGGAGCUCUCGGACUCCCGGGCCACAAGCGCGCAGCCCCCUGUCUCCGCGCCACCCUCCGCCUCCAGUUUCCCACCGGCCGCCAAAGUAACUUGGAGCGAAGCGGGGCGCGCAGCGAGGGCCCCGGGCGGCGGCGGAGCCGUGCGCAGCCCGCGGCGUCGACGCUGAGCCGGGCCCGGCGGGCCGGUGUAUGUCUCCCCGCGGCCGCGGCGCGCAACUCCCGGUGACUGUGCAGCGCGCGCCGCCGCCCGCCCCGACCCGCGCUGCCGCCGCCCGGCCCGGCGCGCACCUCCCUCUCCCGGGGUGACCGGCUGCCGCCGCCGCCCGAGACACAGCUCGGCACCCCUUCCCCCGCCCUCGCCGCCGCUGCCACCACACACACGCACGCUUCUCUCCAUCUUGCGAUUCCUUUUUCCUCCCGAACCCUCCGGUGGGGGUGCGAGUUUGUCUCUGUCCCCCCCACUCCACCGCCUCCUUUUCUUCUCGCUCUCCUACCCCUCCCCAGCUUGGUGUGCGCCUCUUUCCUUUCUCGCCCCCCUUCGUUUUUAUUUAUUCAUAUUUAUUUGGAGCCCGCUCUCUCUGUCUCCUUGCCUCCUCCCUCCGGAUCCCGGCUCUCUCCCCGGAGUGGCGCGUCGGGGGCUCCGCCGCUGGCCAGGCGUGAUGUUGCACGUGGAGAUGUUGACGCUGGUGUUUCUGGUGCUCUGGAUGUGUGUGCUCAGCCAGGACCCGGGCUCCAAGGCCGUCGCCGACCGCUACGCUGUCUACUGGAACAGCAGCAACCCCAGAUUCCAGAGGGGUGACUACCACAUCGAUGUGUGUAUCAACGACUACCUGGAUGUUUUCUGCCCUCACUAUGAGGACUCCGUCCCAGAAGAUAAGACUGAGCGCUAUGUCCUCUACAUGGUGAACUUUGAUGGCUACAGUGCCUGCGACCACACGUCCAAAGGGUUCAAGAGAUGGGAAUGUAACCGGCCUCACUCUCCAAAUGGACCGCUGAAGUUCUCUGAAAAAUUCCAGCUCUUCACUCCCUUUUCGCUAGGAUUUGAAUUCAGGCCAGGCCGAGAGUAUUUCUACAUCUGUGAGUAUAUAGAGAUUUAUCGUGUUGUAGGACAGCUGCGGGAACCCAGACUCAUUUUUUUUUACCCAUGUUUCAGAGAAUUGCAGAGAGCUGGACUCUGCAUUACAGAUGUCUCCUUGUAAAUGCAUAUAUCAGGAUCCCUAGAUACAUUAGCUGGGAAUUGAGAGCACAAAUUAGAUUAAAGACAUAGCGCCUCUCCCCCUAUGAAAUUGCAUGUCAGCCUGUUCAGUGAACCACUGCUGACUUGUAUUUCUUUUAAAUGAAAAUUGCCAGGACUUCUCCAAAGCUCAGGAAAAGAAAAAAAAAAAAAAAAAACUCCUGAAAAAAAAAAAAAAUAAAGGAAAUAAUUAAAUUUACAUAGCUUGGAGUCAUUGGAUUUCUUAUUCAGGUGUCAGCAAUAUCCUUUCAAUCAUCCACAUUUUCAGUGGAGAAAGCCCAAACUCCUGCAAAUGUCAGCAUGCUGAUGAUAAAUACUCUCUUUGCACCAAGAAGAAAAGACAAUUAUUAAGAGCAGCUGUGUCUUUAAACAGGAAAGAGUGUGAAGAAGUAUCUAGAAGGAGUUCCCAGGGAACUGGCAUGAGUGAGUUUCCCACCUGUGAGCACUGAGUGACUGUCCUGAGAGAGCCCUAUAACUUUCUCAGCAGACCUCGGUAUAAAUCACAAUGCCAUGGCCUUGUUUCUUCUCCAUUACCUCCAUUACAUAUACCAUCAUUUCUUCAGGCAGCAUACUAUCAUAUAUUGUAGGUAAAUGCUUCUCAAACUUCACUGCACAUAAUUGUCACGUAGGGAUCUUGUCGUAAUGCACAUUCUGACUCAGGGGGUCUGGGGAGGGGCCUGAGAUUCUGUAGGUUUAAAGCUCCCAGAUGACCCUGAGGCUGGUGGUGCUAGUCUACGGACCACACUUUGAGUAGCAAGGUUACAGGUAAUAUCUACUUUAGGCAGCUUGCUGUGUAUCUGGACUUCCCUUUAACUAGUAUCAAAUAUUUAAACUCUCCGGCCUCUCCUAUGUAUUUUUGUCAACUGAAGAAGUUAAAAUUUAUUUGUUCAAAAAAUACAUUUGUUGAACAGCCAAAUCUUGGCUCAGAAAUGUCAGGGGAUGCAAGAUGAAAAGACAUUCCCUUAGGAAUGUCUUAGGAAGUUACUUUCUCCUGGGGAACAGACAUGUAAGUAGGCAAUUAAAGUCUAAAUAGACAAUUGCUGAAUGAAGAUAAAUGCAGGGAGCAGUAGGAACAUGGGGAAAGUUGUGCCUCACCCGCUUGGAAGAAUCAGGAAGUGCAGCUGCACACAGUGGGUAGAAAUCCAAGUAAUACCACCCAGUAUGCUUAGCAUCGACUUUUCACCCUGGCUUGCCAGACAAACAAGAACAUUCCUGUUUUUCUGACUCAUUUCUUCACUCUGAAUGUCCCUACCCAUUUGUAACCCACACAGUUUAAGUCUACAGAGGAUUUCUAGCUCCUCUUAUCCAGAAAACAGGAUUUUAUAAUAAGUUGGACUUCACCAUCACAAUGACGCUCUCACUUAUAUUGGAAUUGAACUUAAAGAGGAAAUUGAACAUUACCAGUUUUAUUAUUUCAGUACAUAUUUCAGUUGUUAGUCAUGAGAAAACAUGUAAAAGCCUUGAUACUAUCUCACAUUCGAUCCAUAAAAUAAGAAAAGGAAUGUUGAGUCCCACAGAUGCAGGAAACACGGGCACACCAGUGAAUUCACAGGUUCCCAGGCAGCAUGCUCUUGACUUUGGCUAAUUUUUUAAUUUAUGAAAGAAUCUCAUUCAGCAAACAAGAAAAAGGAAAGAGAAGGACUUCAGCUGUGGGACAGCAUCUCAUUAAUUGCCUAACUGUAAAAUACUGUACCAAUGUACGAGAAAAUUAAUGCUCAUUUUGAAAUUUUCUUAUUGGCUUCUUAGAUUAAAAAAACAACAACAAAAGCAAAAACCAAAAAUGAAUAGAAUGCACCAAGAUGGGAAACAUACCUAUCAACUAACUGGUUGGUUGCAUGUGUUACCAGCUUCCAAGUGGAGGUUUUUCCACAUUCUUGGUGACCUUCGGGGAAAACAAUUUCAGGAUGCACCACUUAAGCCAAGCAAGCAACAGCUUUUUUGAGAGCCAAAGUACACUCUCAGGAGAGACAGACCAGGCAGGCUUAAAAGAGAGCAGGUGCACCGGGAGGAAGUGGUUUUAGAUCUUUUGUAGUUUCACUAAUUGAUGGAAGAAAGAUUCAAGGAGUUGGCUUUUACUAAGAAUUCAGGUAGUAAUUCCUAGAAUUGGGUUCCCUAUCAUUUUCGUACUUUAUAUGGUUGUCUCAGAACCGUCAUGGUGAUUUCAAAGGCAGAGAAAUGUUAACACUGCAAUGCGAAUGAUAUUGUCAUUAGCCAAAGUUCAUGUAAGGUGACAGAUAGCUGACAAGCUAGUUGAAGCUGGUAAGAACAGCUUCAGGGGGGUAUCAGCCCCUCUAGUUAGCUUCCACUUGAGGGUUGUUUACUCAACACCUGCACCUAAUCUGCAAGCCCCUGCCUCCUGUCUCAGCCCUGUCUCCUAGUCUCCUGCUCUAACACACGACUAUUAGAAAUUAGAGAAUUCAUUCAGGUUCAUAAGCAAGAUGUUAUUAUUCAUAUAUACCCAUAGUGCUUAUGCCUGGUUUUUCCUCAUUUGUGGUUAAAUUCAAUAUUUCACUAAAAAUCAUUAUGUGUCUUCUAUAACAUUCAUUUAACGGAGUCAUUUAACUGUCAAGGGCUCCCGUCAAAGUAAUUGUUCCAAAAUGCUUCAAAAUAUGAAGAGCUUUUUACUGUUCAGCUGAGUUUAACUUGAAUUACUUUUUUUAAUGAAAGGUAAAAUAGCACAAAAUUAGCAGCAAAGAGAUGUUCAUUUAGAAGAAGCACAGUGGCCUGGUGUUCAGUUAAAUUGAAUUUUCAACCCUGUUUUCGACCCACAAAAGCAUCCUUCCCCGUCCUUUUAGCAAUGAAAGGGUUUCCUCACUUUGACUGCUGAGACGAGGAGCUGCAGAGCUAACACGGAUGUCUUACAGACAUUUAAUGUACUGUGGUCAUAAUUAAACUAAAGGCUUCUUAGGGGAGAAUUGGCCCUCAGUUGAAUUUUCCUCUCUCCUAAUAUGCGUGGAAUGAACAAGAUGAUUGGGAAAUGGCUCUUUUCACACUCAUUACGUUACAAGGAGCUCUAUUGCCAAUCUCAGGAACAAGCCUGACUGCCCACCAGUCAAUUUUACAAAAUGUUCUUGCUAGGACGAGAGUACAUUUAGCUCCUCACAGCCUUAAAAAUCUCUUUUAACUUUUCCAAGGGAAAAAGAAAAGAAAAAAGAACGCUGUAGCCUUUUGGCCGCCCUACUUUAAGGUACUCGGGGCAGGCUGGAGUGCCAAAAUUCAGAUACAAACAUAGAUUUGGGGGAAGGGAAGAGAAGUGCAGUAUUUCAUAACAGGAUAGUCACCUCAUUACUUAGAGAAUUCUUACAAAGUUCUGCUUUAUCCUCCACAAGAUUUCUUUUUUUUUCCCUUAAUUUCGUCGAGUUAUAUAAAAUUAAGAAAAUGCAGUAGUUGAAAAUAUCUUGUAUGAAGUUUCCAAUUUACUUUAAAAAUAAACCAUCCCUUAUAAUUCUAGGUUCUUUAUUUGUCUCAAGCGUAACUCUAUCUAUGCUACGUUCUCUUUUCCUUGGGAACAGAUAGUAUGUUAAGUUGUUAUAAUUGCUGAUUAUGGCUAAGGCAGAAUGGGGCCAUUCCUGAAUCUGACAUACAUUG